Necator americanus (New World hookworm) is the source of this 1023-nucleotide messenger RNA. RefSeq lists its product as uncharacterized. Gene Ontology annotation, cellular component: neuron projection; basolateral plasma membrane; postsynaptic density membrane. Bases 1 to 1023 code for a protein of 340 amino acids. The record is from RefSeq and is a predicted model, not a curated record. Gene Ontology annotation, biological process: receptor clustering; embryo development; receptor localization to synapse. NCBI's taxonomy places the organism in Eukaryota, Metazoa, Nematoda, Chromadorea, Rhabditida, Ancylostomatidae. Gene Ontology annotation, molecular function: protein binding. The transcript is spliced from 8 exons.
AUGGCUUCUCAGCUAUUCUAUGAUUAUCCUGUCUUGAAACCCGUUGAAAAACUAAAGAAUGUCCUUCAACAAGCGCUGAAAGCAGCGAAAGAUCCAGUUCAAACGGUCCGCAAAAUUUCGUGUUUGUCUCAUUUGUCGCCUACAGACCUUGAUCGUCAUGUCUGCCAAUACGUUUUUUGUGCUAUGAAAAGUCAUGCGCUAGAGGGUUGUCUUCCUCCUAUUUCUUCAAUGGUUCUGAAUACUGAGGAGUCCGUAGUUAUCGAAGAGCAACCGCUAAGCUUACGAGGUGGUCAGUCUUUGCUACAAUCAAUAAAUGAAUUGGAGAAACCUCUUGGCGAACAAAGCUCUGUUUUUAAAACUGGAGAUGAUUCGUCCAGAUUCGCUUUAAUCGCGUUGGAGUCAGAUUCGAAAGGUUUUGGUUUCAACAUAGUUGGUGGAAAGGAUAGUCCUCAUAUCCCAGGGCACAGUGGGAUUUUCGUUUCUGUCAUAAAGCAAGACGGACCCGCAUACAAUGAUGGGAGAAUCUCUGUUGGUGACCUUAUACUGUCUAUUAAUGGAAUCGAUCUUGUAAAUAAAACUCACGACGAAGCAGUAGCAGUUUUUCGUUCACAAGCAGGAUCUAAUGCUCAGCUACUCGUUGAAAUCGGAGCAGAAAACAGAAUACUGAAUGAGAAAUUCACUGCUGAUACACAUAUAUGUGCAGGAAAAUCACCGAUUUAUGGGGAUUCGAAACAACUAACUUCUGGUUCACAAACUCCUAUAAUUUCUUACGGAUCUACUCAGUCAACACCAUCACCGCGAGUUGAAUCAAAAGGUCAGGAGGAAGAUGACGAGUCAGUUUCCAGCUGCGCACCCUCUGUACAUUCGUAUUUGGAUGAUGUACCACGGACACCAAAGAGACCAAUGAGCUAUUUGGAUCCAAGGAACCCAUCUUUAGUAACGGAAGUUCUCUACGUAUCGAUUGGUUUGGCGGUUAUUUCUCUAGGAAUCUACAUCGGGUAUCGCAUCGUUCGAAGGAGAUGA